CCGAUGACGCCGGUGCUGUACUAUCUGCCACCAUCGCCACCGUGCCGUUCGGUGCUGCUGCUGGCCAAGAUGAUUGGCGUGGAGCUGGAGCUGAAGGUCCUGAACGUCGCCGAAGGCGAGCAGCUGAAGCCGAACUUUGUCGAAAUGAACCCGCAGCACUGCAUACCGACGCUGGACGACCACGGUCUGGUGCUGUGGGAGAGCCGAGUUAUUCUGUCGUAUCUUGUAUCAGCGUACGGAAAGGAUGAAAACCUCUACCCAAAGGACUUCCGUUCACGUGCGAUCGUCGAUCAGCGCUUACAUUUCGAUUUGGGAACACUUUACCAGCGCGUCGUCGACUAUUACUUCCCAACAAUUCAGCUCGGAGCACAUCUCGACCAGACCAAAAAAGCGAAACUGGCCGAAGCGCUCGGUUGGUUCGAGGCGAUGCUCAAACAGUUCCACUGGUCGGCGGCGAACCAUUUCACGAUAGCGGACGUCGCGCUGUGCAUCACGGUUUCGCAAAUCGAAGCAUUCCAGUUCGAUCUGCUGCCGUACCCGAAGGUCCGUGCUUGGUUGCAGAAGUGUAAGGACGAACUCGAACCGCACGGUUACAAGGAGAUCAAUGAGGCGGGCGCGGAGACGCUAGCGGGCCUCUUCCGGUCGAAACUCAAGCAGUAGCGCUCCGUCCGGAACGCACCCGUGCCUUAGGUCCGUCGAUAAACUUUGAUUUUUAUGUUAGAUGUAAAACAACAACAAACCACACUGAACUAAACAUACCAUUUUACCAAAGGAACUGAAUGGACUGUAGAGUAGACCAAAACCGAAAUUUAUCUUUUGGU
This is a messenger RNA of Anopheles coustani, 821 nucleotides long. RefSeq names its product glutathione S-transferase D7 (gene GstD11). Gene Ontology annotation, molecular function: glutathione transferase activity. The transcript is spliced from 3 exons. Gene Ontology annotation, biological process: glutathione metabolic process. NCBI's taxonomy places the organism in Eukaryota, Metazoa, Arthropoda, Insecta, Diptera, Culicidae. The coding region runs from base 4 to 660 and encodes 218 amino acids. The record is from RefSeq and is a predicted model, not a curated record.